GCAGGAGCUUGCUCAGCUAAUGAAUUCUAGUGGAUCUCACAAAGAUCAGGCUGGCAAUCUAGCGGUUAUGGUACUGGACUGGUAAUCAGAAGGUCGCUAGUUCAAGCCCCACCACUGCCAGGUUGCUGCUGUUGGACCCUUGAGCAAGGCCCUUAACCCUCAAUUGCUCAGUCUGUAUACUGUCACACUACUGUACCGCCAGAUAUUGGAGAAAGCUCUUCAGUUUACAGAAUCUGAUCAACAUGAGGCAUUAAAAGCAUUUGUGGAAGCUAUGGUCAAUGAGAAUGUGAGUCUGGUAGUGUCCAGGCAGCUCCUGACUGACUUUUGCAAUCACCUCACAAACUUAGCAGAUAGCACAGCUAAAGCCGUCUGCCACUUUACCCUCGAGAAGAUUCAGCCGAGAGUCAUCUCCUUUGAAGAGCAGGUGGCUUCAAUACGACAGCAUCUAGCUACUAUAUAUGAAAAGGAAGAGGACUGGAGAAAUGCUGCCCAGGUCUUAGUGGGUAUUCCAUUAGAGACUGGACAAAAACAGUACAACGUUGAUUACAAACUGGACACCUACCUGAAGAUUGCACGCCUUUACCUGGAGGAUGAUGAUCCUGUUCAGGCUGAGGCCUACAUAAACCGAGCCUCCUUACUCCAGAAUGAGUCCACAAACGAACAGCUGCAGAUCCACUACAAGGUCUGCUACGCCAGAGUGCUAGACUACAGGAGGAAGUUUAUUGAAGCAGCCCAGCGCUACAAUGAGCUUUCAUAUAAAUCCAUUGUUCACGAGAGUGAGCGUCUUGAGGCCUUAAAACACGCCCUUCACUGCACUAUCCUGGCCUCGGCAGGGCAACAACGCUCACGCAUGCUGGCUACACUGUUCAAAGAUGAGCGAUGCCAGCAGCUGGCAGCCUACGGCAUUCUUGAAAAGAUGUAUUUGGAUCGCAUCAUUCGGGGAAACCAACUUCAGGAGUUUGCCGCCAUGUUGAUGCCCCACCAGAAAGCCACCACAGCAGAUGGUUCUAGCAUCUUAGAUCGAGCCGUCAUCGAGCACAAUCUCCUCUCUGCUAGCAAACUCUACAACAACAUCACAUUUGAAGAGUUAGGUGCAUUAUUAGAGAUCCCACCUGCAAAGGCAGAAAAGAUCGCCUCCCAAAUGAUUACAGAGGGCCGCAUGAACGGCUUUAUUGACCAAAUAGAUAGCAUUGUUCAUUUUGAGACGCGAGAGCCUCUACCGACCUGGGACAAGCAGAUCCAGUCCCUCUGCUUCCAAGUGAACAAUCUUUUGGAGAAGAUCAGUCAGGCAGCACCAGCAUGGACUGCACAAGCUAUGGAAGCCCAGAUGUCCCAAUAAACUUUGCUCUUUACUUUAACUGGUUACACUUCAUUUAUGUAAACAUUUACAGAGGCACUCUUGAAGGAUGUAUUAUCAAAUAGCCAACAUUAAACAAGCUGUUUCAUUUUUCUGUAAAAUACCCAGUAACUUUUGGGUUUUGAGAUGUCAUGUUGACAUGAGUAAGGCAUGUAACGUGAUUUAAUGUCUUAAUAAACUUUGUUUAAAUGUGUAUGUUA
Messenger RNA from Trichomycterus rosablanca, 1557 nucleotides. RefSeq names its product COP9 constitutive photomorphogenic homolog subunit 4 (Arabidopsis) (gene cops4). Lineage: Eukaryota; Metazoa; Chordata; Actinopteri; Siluriformes; Trichomycteridae. Bases 272 to 1339 code for a protein of 355 amino acids. Gene Ontology annotation, cellular component: cytosol; COP9 signalosome. The transcript has 11 exons. The record is from RefSeq and is a predicted model, not a curated record.